CACCAUAAUCAGAAAACGAUACAGCACCGCCCCCACCUUGAGACGCGAACACGCCACCUCUCAGCCGCACAGCCGCCACCGCCAUCGACGACGAAGGCUCUGGGAUUUUUAGAUCCGUGUGGUUCCUAGACGGAGCCUCCUGGAUGAGCAGCUGUCGCCACCGCCGUCGCCGAUGAAGCCUCUGGUAUUUGCAGAUCCGCGCGGUUCCUGGACGAAGCCUCGACAAGCAGCUACCGCCCCCGUUGGCGAAGCCUCUGGGAUUUGCAGAUCCGCACGGUUCUUGGACGAAGCCUCGAUGAGCAGCUACCGCCGCCGCUGACGAAGCCUCCGGGAUUUGCAAAUCUGUGCAGUUCCUAGAUGAAGCCUCCUCGACGAGCAGCUGACGCUGCCGACGAAGUCUCCGGGGAUUUGCAGAUCUGUGCGGUUCCUGGACGAAGCCUCCUCGACGACAUUAUGGCUCGUCUUCCAUUAAGAACACGGAGGAGAAAUUUGGCUCUCAUGAUGACUACUAUCAUGCUUAUGUACUAUUAUAUUUGGGUAUUAUUUGCACUAGCAUAUAAGCGGAAGUGUUGGAAAAUAGAACGAAGGAUAAAAAAAAAUAGAGAACUUAGAAGUGAACGUUUGUACCAACUCAUUCGUGACAGCGACACAACAUGUAUUAGUGAGCUUCGCAUGGACAAAAGAACUUUCUAUAUUUUGUGUGAGAUACUUAGAGACAUUGGUGGGUUCAAGGCCACACGGAAUAUAACCCUAGAUGAAAUAGUGGCUCAAUUCCUAUACACAUUGUCUCAUCAUUUGCAGAAUCGAACAAUAGGAAAGUUUUUCUUCCGAAGUGAUGAGACAGUUAGUAGAUAGCUCAACUCAUGUCUUCUAGCUGUUCUAAAAUUGCACCAUUUGCUGCUUAAGACCCCAGAGCCUAUACCGGAGAAUAGCACCGAUGAUAAAUGGAAAUAUUUUAAGAACUGUUUAGGUGCUUUGGAUGGAACCCAUAUAAAGGUAACUGUUCCAACUAAGCUAAAAGGAAGGUAUAGGUCAAGAAAAGCAGAUAUUGUGACAAAUGUACUAGAUGUUUGUGCACUUGACAUGCAAUUUAUCUACACACUACCUGGCUGGGAGGGCUUAGCAUAUGAUGGUCGUGUGCUUCGAGAUGCCAUUUCGAGGCCAAAUGGGUUGUGUGUCCCUCAAGGUUGCUGUUACCUUGUUGAUGCUGGUUAUACAAAUGCAAAUGGGUUUUUAUCUCCAUACCGAGGUCAAAGGUACCAUUUAGUCGGUUGGACUGCACAAAAUCCACCAAAUAGUGUGGAGGAAUAUUUUAAUAUGCAGCAUGCUAGAGCAAGAAAUAUUAUUCAGGUGUUUCGGAAGGCUAAAAGAUCGGUGGGGGAUUUUGAGGGCUCCAUCAUAUUUUCCUAUAAAAAUGCAAUGCCGAAUAAUAAUGGCAUGUGCCCUUUUGCACAAUUUAAUUUUACAAAAGAUGUCUAGAGAUCCAAUGGAAAGUGAGGAAUCAUCGGUGGCAACUUCAAUGGAAAUUACUGAGGGGGAAGUCAAUGAACCGGAAUAUAUCAUGGGUGUCUCAACAUCUAACGAGUGGACUAGUUUUCGAGAUGUUCUUGCUCAGGGGAUGUAUAAUAAUUAUAGGGCUUCUAGUUCUCAUUGAGGUGUGCUUUCUAGUUUCUUAGCUAUGGACUUUUCAGAGAGUUCAACAAGUGUGCGUGGAAGGGGCAAGAACAAAAGAAAAUGGACUGUAGCUGAAGAUGAUGAAUUGGUUAAAGCAUUGUAUGAGAUAUCUUUGGAUCCAAGGUGGAAGGGGGAAGGAGGUUUUAAGAAUGGGUAUUGUUCACUACUUGAGACCCGUCUUGCUGAGAAGUUACCAAAUUGUGGACUAUCUGCGCACAUUGAGUCUAGAGUAAGGUAUUUUAGGACAAAGUAUGGUGCAUUGGAGCAUAUGCUAAAACAAAGUGGCUUCUCCUGGGAUGAGAAUAGGAAGAUGCUUCAGUGUGAGAAGCAACAAUAUGAUGCACAUUGCAAGAAUCAUAGUGAUGCCAAGGGCCUAUAUGGCAUUGCGUUCCCUUACUAUGAAACAUUAGCUAGCAUAUAUGGGAGGGAUAUAGCCACUGGUGAAGGUGCCGAAGGGCUUGGUGAAGCUGUCACAAACAUGGAGCGAGAAAUUACAACUAAAUAUGGUAUUGACCAAGAGGAAGAAGAGGAGAGGAUGUCUAGAGAAACACCUAGACGGUCUACUGACUCAACAUCAUCAAGCUCCAAGAAAUGGAAGAAAGAUGGGAAAGGAAAGGAGAGUGACCCUCUUGUGGACAUGUUCAAUGAAGUAAGUGGCGAUCUAAAGCUUGUGACUAUGACUGUUGGAAAAAUGGCAGCAGCAAUGGAGUGUGAGGCUGCCCUUCAAGAGAAGGCAAAGAAUGAGGACCCCCAACAAAAAUUGAGAGAGAAGGCAAUAGGAGAGUUACGCAGGCUUCAAUAUACUGGAGGUGAAAUUAUCAAGGCUGCUAGUGUGUUUGUGAAAAUACCAGAUCAAAUGGGCAUGAUGUUUGCACUUCCAGAAUCAUUCAGGAGGGAAUUUAUUUUAAACAUGCUCGAAGAAGAAGCUAAUAAAAAGUGAUGAGAAGUUUGGAAGAGAUAAAAGAUGAAAUAAUUCAGUCCUUCAUUGUUAUCUACUCAUGAAGUCCUCUAAGACUAUACUACUCAUAAAUUUAGAGACCAUGUUAUCUGGUAUUUGAUUUGUAAAAGCCUAUUCAAUCUUUCAUUGUCCGUAAUUGCAGAUUAACAUGUCCAGCAAGAGACCUUAAACCUCCUUGCGAAAACUGCUAUGGAAUCUGAUAUUGUUAUCUGCUAUGGAAUGUGCCUAUUCAGUCUUUCAUUGUCCGUAAUUGCAGAUUAACAUCUCCUCCUUGUAAUGAAUGUUUUGGUUAGCACAUUCAAAUUGGUGAACUCAAGAAGCUCGUUGUAGAAGGAAAGAUGAAAUAUAUCGGGUUAUCUGAAGCAUCUGCAUCAACAAUUAGAAGCAUGCAGUCCAUCCUAUCACUGCAGUUCAGCUGGAGUGGUCAUUAUGGUCUAGAGAUGUGGAAGGAGAUAUAAUUCCUACUUGCAGAGAGCUUGCGACUGGAAUUGUUGCUUACAGUCCACUAGGCAGAGGGUUCUUCUCUAGUUGGGCAAAAUUGAUGGACUCGCUCUCAGAGAAGACGUUCGCAAGAAUAUUCCUAGAUUUCAACCAGAGAAUCUCGACAAGAACGUCCAGAUAUUCGAGCGUGUAAACGAAAUGGCGAAAAGAAAAGGAUGCACACGGUCACAGCUUGCAUUAACUGGCCUGGGUUCACCAUCAGGGAAGCGAUGUUCGCCCCAUACCUGGAACAACAAAAUUGGAGAACUUCAUCCAGAAUGUGGGAGCUCUGUUUGUGAAGCUCACAGCAGAUGAGAUGACCGAACUUCACUCCUACUACACUGCUGCAGUCCUAGGUGACCGGCAUCCUCAAAUGGGUUACACCUGGAAGAAUUCUGAGACUCCUCCAUUGCCUUCUUGGAAAUCUGAGUAGGUAUAUAUGUUCAGCAGUGUUUGAUGUCCCAGUUCGAAGUAAUAAGACAGCUCAAGAUGCUCAGGUACACUUGCGAAGACUGUCCUUAAGAUGUUCUUGCGGCUGUUCUUCUUGUGUUGCCCUUAAGAGCUCUAACCCUAGUCAUUGAGGUGGCCUCAGGUCAGGGCAUGGUAAGAAGGGGUGGCGGCGUUGCUACAACAAAUUUGGCAUUAUAUGAUGAAUCAUAAUCAUCACAAAAAUG
Molecule: messenger RNA, 3786 nt
Organism: Phragmites australis (common reed)
Lineage: Eukaryota; Viridiplantae; Streptophyta; Magnoliopsida; Poales; Poaceae
Exons: 10
Coding region: 1679-2614 (311 amino acids)
Source: RefSeq, a predicted model, not a curated record